This is a messenger RNA of Python bivittatus (Burmese python), 5943 nucleotides long. The record is from RefSeq and is a predicted model, not a curated record. NCBI's taxonomy places the organism in Eukaryota, Metazoa, Chordata, Lepidosauria, Squamata, Pythonidae.
AGGAUGAAUUCUUUGUGGGUUUUAUCUUCCUUGGUCACUGUGAGAAUGUUCUGCUCAACAGAGGAAAAAAUAGGUCAUGCUUUACGUGUGGCAUUGUUGUAGCAAUGUCAGAAGUUUGAAAUAAAUCCUGUUUGGCUGCUGUACAUUACUAAACCUGUUCGUGAUGGCAAUUAUGCCAGAACAGUUGAUUGUAAAUAAACCUGCUUUGCCGGUGACGCUUUGUGAAACUCUCUUCAUGAAGAAUUGGAGCGUGUGAUGAAAACCAGCAUGCGACCAAGAACAUUUUGUGAUAUUGUCCUUCUGAUGCUGUAAAUCUUCAAAGUGCUUGCGAUCAUAUAUGUUUGCCAUGCCAUGCUCGUUGUGUGUAGAAAGCUCAUAGAAUAGAAGGUUAAACUAUUUUUCCCAUGUAUCGCAAGGACACACAACAUUUGUUAGGCCAAGGACUGUUUGAGAGCUGUUAUGUUAGUGCGGUGAAGCUUGUACUCUAACAAGGAGAUGGGUAUAAGGCAAAGAAACAGUUGGGACCGAGAUAAAUACAACAUUGAUAUUGAUGUAAUUUAUGUUUGCUUGUACAGUAUUUACUUAAUAUAGUCUAAUAAUGAUCACUAUAAGUACCCAACAUAUAGUUUCCCUUCCAGUCAUUAAAAUUACAAUUCUAUAACAAUUUUUGGAGGGGCUCUGAAAGCCAUGUUUGGAGGUCAGGUUCUGCAUCCUUGGCUUAGUCCAAUUCUGGUUUUCUCUAGAUGUUUUAGACUACAGUUCCCAUUAUCUCCAGCUAGCAAAAGCAUUGCCCAAGGAUAGCUGAGAUGACUGAAACCAGUCCAAUAGAUUUGGAGAAUGUGAAGCUGGAGAACCCAGAACCAAAGUCUAUCUCAUGAAAGGAAGAGAAAAUGAUUCCUGAUCCAGAAAAUUUUUCUUGUAACAGGAAAGAUUCUACAGCAAACUGUAUAGCCCUAUGCUAUUGGAGCAAAUGCCACAUUUCAAAUAAUUUUCUCUGUAGCAGUGUAGGUAUGCCACUGAGCAGUAUGCCACUGAGCAGUAACGAUACAAUCCUCAAAGAGAUUACUCUUGAAAUAGGAGGCAGCCCCUAGAAACUUGGGUAAUUAAAAAAAAAAAUCUAAGAGUUGGUUGUAAGUUGGGAAACUACCAGACAAUUCCAAGUUCUAGAAUGGACUGAGAAAUUGAAAAAAAAAUAAAUCUCAGAAGUAGGGCAGUAGCAAAUCAUUUCUGUAUUAUCCAAGAAACCUACAUGAAUGUGACUGUACUGUCACUUGCAAUUGAGCAACUGAAUUUGCUUCAAGGAAGUCAUAUCUACCUCCUACGAACAACCUGCUAUAGCAGAUUAAAGGUAGAUACUGUAUAAUGCAGUACUAGAAUGAAGCACAUGAGACUUCUUAGAUAAUUGUAAAUUAAUAUUGUAGUAACUAUUUUCUUUGAUUAAAUACGUUGCUGCAAAUUUGACUCUUUUCUUGGGGUGGGUGUUAUGGAAUAAUUUUACUUUACAGAAAGCUGCUGGACUGGAUACUUUAGAGGCCCCUAUGGCUGUGUAUGAUGAAGACCUCUUGAGGAACCCUUUCUAUUUGGCCAUGCAGAAACGACGUCCUGAUCUCUGCCGGAAAGUUGCAGAACUCCAUGGAACUAUACUGGUACCUUGUAAAGGCAGCCUUUCCAACAGUGUCAUUUCAGCUUGCCAGUUCGACUCUUACGUUCUCAAAGCAGCAGACAACAACUUUCACACUUUGAAUGGAAAGGAAAUCUUUAUACAAGGAAACAUGAUCAUCCUUGGGGGCGAAUUUAACCAGCAUUGCUCAAUACCUAUUCUCUUUGAGGAAACGUUUUAUAAUGACAGGGAAGAGAGCUUUAACAUCCUUUGUAUAGCUCAUCCUCUAGAGAAAAAUGAAAGUAAAGAACCGUCCUCAACGGCAUCCCACUGUUACUCCUUGAAAAACAUUGAAGAUGUGAAAGAAUUCUUGGGAAGGCAUGCAGAAAAAUUUGAUAAAGCUAUUGCAUCUUUCCACAGGACUUUCAAGGAGCAUGACAGGAAAAUCCUGCGACACUAUAUAGAUUCUGUGAACGCCCUCUACACAAAAUGCAUUCAGCAGUUGCUGAGAGAUUCCCACCUUAGAAUGCUUGCAAAGCAGGAACUUCAGAUGAACCUGAUGAAACAAGCUGUGGAUAUGUACAUCCAUCACUCCCUCUAUGAUGUCAUCUUUAAAUACGUGGGGACCAUUGAAGCAAGUGAGGAUGCAGCUUUCAACAAAAUUACCCGAAGUUUACAAGACCUGCAGCAGAAGGAUCUGGGUAUCAAGCCGGAGUUUAGUUUCAACAUCCCACGUGCAAAGCGAGAACUGGGACAGCUGAACAAGUGCACCUCUCCACAACAGAAGCUUCUCUGCUUGCGCAAAGUGGUGCAAAUCAUCAUGCAAUCUCCAAGUCAAAGAGUUAACAUGGAGACAAUGUGUGCUGAUGAUCUCCUUUCAGUGUUGCUCUAUCUCCUUGUGAAAACCGAAAUUCCUAACUGGAUGGCAAAUUUGAGCUACAUCAAAAACUUCAGAUUUUGCAGCUCAGCCAAGGAUGAGCUGGGAUAUUGCUUGACCUCAGUUGAGGCUGCGGUAGAAUAUAUCCGUCAAGGAAACCUCUCUGACAGGACACCGGGAUCUGAAGGAUUUAGUGAGAAGCUGUUCUUAAGACAGAGAAUGAAUUUGCUCUCCCACAUGUCCACCACCCCGAUAGACUGCUUAUUUAAGCAUGUUGCUUCGGGCAACCAAGAAGAAGUAGAACGCUUAUUGAGCCAAGGAGAUAGUGAUAAGGAUACAGUGCAAAACAUGUGCCAUCCGCUCUGCUUUUGUGACAAAUGUGAGAAGCUAGUUUCUGGGAAGCUGAAUGAUCCUUCCAUCGUUACUCCAUUUUCUAGAGAUGACCAGGGUUUUACUCCACUACAUGUAGCUGCUAUUUAUGGGCAAGCCUCGUUAAUUGAUUUGCUAGUCUCCAAAGGCGCUGUUGUCAGUGCCACGGAUUACCACGGAUCAACACCACUUCAUCUCGCCUGUCAGAAAGGAUACCAGAAUGUUACUCUCCUCUUGCUACAUUAUAAGUCCAGCACAGAAGCCCAAGAUAAUAAUGGCAACACCGCACUUCAUUUAGCCUGCGCUUAUGGGCAUGAAGAUUGUGUCAAGGCUCUGGUUUAUUAUGAUGUCCAUUCUUGCAAGUUAGACAUUGGUAAUGAAAAAGGAGACACGCCCCUCCACAUAGCUGCCCGCUGGGGCUACCAAGGAAUUAUUGAAGUCCUCCUGCAGAAUGGAGCUAGCCCAAGCAUUCUGAACCGGAUGAAAGAGACUCCUGUGCAAUGCGCAUUAAAUUCAACGAUUGUAUCCUUGAUGGAGCUGAACUUCCUCACUUUUGAAAAAGGACAGAGUGUUUCUCAGUCACCGGUCCGAUCUUCUCCAUGUUGUGAGGACACCAUCAGCCAAAUAUCAUCCACCUCCAGUUUAUCUUCAGUAACACCAGUGGCAACAGUGACACCAGAAGAAACUAAAGCUAAUUAUAAAGAGGUGGACAAACUUUUAAGAGCAGUUGCUGAUGGAGACUUGGAGAUGGUGCGUUAUCUCUUGGAAUGGGUGGAAGAUGAUCUGGAAGAUCCCAAAGAAGCCAGCAGUAUGGGGACCCCAGAAUUAUGUCAUCCUUUGUGUCAGUGUUCUAGAUGUAGUCCAGUGCAAAAGAAGUUCUUCAGGCUUCCCUCGAAUGGCCUUGGAGUGAAUUCUACAAAUCAAACUGGCUUGAUGUCACUGCAUGUCGCUGCUCUACAUGGCCAUGUGGACCUGGUAGCCCUCUUACUGAAACAUGGAGCAAACAUUGCAGCCAAAGAUGUGAACCAAGCAGGAGCUCUCCACCUUGCCUGCCAGAAUGGCCACUUUCAGGUAGUGAAAUGUCUGAUAGAGUGGGGUGCUAAGCAAAACAAAAAGGACAUUUAUGGAAAUACUCCCUUAAUGUAUGCUUGCUUGAAUGGCUAUCAGGACAUAGCAGCCUUUUUAUUACAGCAUGGAGCCUCAGUUAACCUUUCCAAUAACCAAGGCAACACACCUCUUCACAAAGCGGUGAUAGGAAAUUACAAAGCUUUGGUUCAGUUGCUGCUGCAGUAUGGCGCAUCGGUCCACCUUAGGAACAACAGGCAGUGCACCCCCCUUGACUAUGCUGAGCCUAAUUCAGGGCUCCUCAAGCUUCUUCAGGCUGCAGUAUCCGCCGAGGAGGGAGAACAGAUACUCUGCAAAGCUCACAUGACCCGGAAGAUCAGGAAAAAAAUCAGUUUUAAGACUCCUGAGACAGCGGAUGAUCUUGUUGCCCGACAUCUUCAACUACUCAAGUCAAUCCACCAAUUUAACAAAUCAAGAGACUUGCGCAAAGCAGUAACGGAAGAUAAAAGCCUGCCUAACUUUGAUGAAGAAUUAUUGCAUCAGCUAGCUAUCAAGAACUUUGAUAAGAACAAACAGAAUCCAGUGGAUGUGCUAGAGCAAAUCCAAACUCAUAAUCUUGAUGCCAACAGUGGAUCUGUAACAGCUGAAGAUGAGGUUGAUGCAGAGAGAGCACCUCUUAGAAAUAAACAAAUACAUCAGAGUCACACUGUUAGUGUGGCACUUUCAACAACAGAUAUCAGUGACUUCUGCAGUUUAUCCAAAGAUCCAAGUGCUGCUUCCACUGAUAGCUGUCCUGAGGAUUGAUGCUCUAAAAAAGAUGAACAAGGAAGUCUUACAUAAGAAACACAAGAUUCAGGAGGAGUCGUUUUCUCAUUCAACGUUAAAGAAGCUACUUGGGAUCAAGGUUUUCAAAAUUAUAAUGGACAUUCAGCAGGAAGCCAAGCCUCCUCCUCUUACUUGGCACGGAGUUUGCACUUCUGGAGACUGACAUUCCCGUUUAUUUUUGAAUAAAUCAUUAAAAUCCCCUACAACAGAUCUAUAUUAAAAAAAAAAAACACCUAGAUAUAUAUAUUGAGAUGUCAGAUCUAUAUUCCAUAGUAUUGCACUCUCUAAUCAAUUUUAGUAAUAAUAGGUAUGUGAGAGCAAAACUCUUUUUAAUGGCUUUUCCAAGGACUGUUCUAUUUUAUUCUGAAAAGGCAGAGGUUUUAGUUGAACUGCUAAUUUAUGCUGAUCGAUGGAAUGCCUCCAGUACUCCCAACAGUAUGAGAUGUGUUUAAAAGUUAAAGAGGCAAAAUUGCAUAGCUCAUUUAGUGCUCACUGAAUUUAUUGCAAUGGAGGUCGUACACUGAUAACCAUGUUGGAAUAGGGAAAUUAGAGUAAUGGCCUUUAACAAAGGGUACAUUGUAUCAUGCAGAAGAGAGUAGAAGCCUAUUAAAAGAAUUCCCCCUACAUGAGCAGAGUUGAAACUUAUAUUCAGAACAUGUUUGUAUUACAGUAUAUGGAACACCCACACAACUCAGCAGCCCAGCCCCAUUUGCUAUUUUAAAUUAUAUACUUGUGGCACAAAAAAACAGACCUUUCAGUGAGCCUAGUUAAGCAGAGCACAUCGGUUUUAAGUUGCAAUUUUUGAGAAGCAGCUUCCUUGCCCUUACUUUCAAAGGCAUUUCCAAUUAGUCUGUUGUGCACUUUUAGAAAUGGAAUGUCAACUUUAGGUGAACAUUCAAGUCAAUUAUGGUGAAUAGCGCAAUAAUUUUGGUCAUUUCAUAUUUUGCGUUUAUGUAAUAUUUGUAUACAAAAUUGUGUGCUUUUUAAAUUGGUUUAAUAUGUUUAAUAACUUGUUUUAAGUAGUAAGGUUGUCUUAGGAUUUCUCUGUAUAGUACAUUAAUAUAAGGUUUAAAAAUUGAGCUUUAGAGCUUGCUGCUGAAGAGGUCUAUUUUUCUACUAAGCGAUUCACCUAAUUUUCUUAUGUGCCUUGGACUUGUGCCAAAUGAUGUAAACUAAAGUAGUAAAAUUAACAGUUCUGUGUUCUUAA